CCCAUUCUCCUCUGCCCGCGCCGUUUGAUAUAUAUUUUCUGUGCUCCUUUGUAGGGGGGAGUAUGUGGUUGUGGACUUGUGGAGUAUGAUUUUGUUUUAGAAACUUUUUGUGGCUUUGUGAAUUGUAGUCGAAGACAUAGUGAGGCGAAGCUAAGAAAUGGCUUCCGGAGGAGGUUCUGAACCAUCAAUGCAGCGACAGACAACGAGGAGCCAGACGGUGGGAAACAUAGGAGAGUCUAUGUUUGAUAGUGAGGUGGUCCCAUCGUCACUGGUCGAGAUUGCCCCCAUUCUUCGUGUUGCCAAUGAAGUUGAGCCCAGCAACCCCCGAGUUGCUUAUCUCUGUCGGUUUUAUGCCUUUGAGAAGGCUCAUCGCCUGGACCCCAACUCAAGUGGACGUGGUGAACGACAAUUUGAUACUGCACUUUGGCAUACAAUUUUGGAGAAUGGUCCAACCAUGAUGAGGGGCAGGGUGAAAAAAAGUGAUGCCCGAGAAAUGCAGAGCUUUUACCAGCAUUACUACAAAGAGUACAUCCAAGCUUUGCAAAAUGCUACUGGUGAAGCUGAUCGCGCACAGCUUACAGAAGCCUACCAAACUGCAAAUGUCCUCUUUGAGGUCUUGAAAGCAGUCAAUCAGACUCAAUCUGUGGAAGUGGAUCGUGAGGUUUUAGAAACUCAUGAUAAAAUUGCUGAAAAGCCAGACCCAUAUGAUAGGCUUCCUCUUGAUCCUGACAGUGUGAACCAUGCUAUCAUGAAAGAUCCAGAGAUUCAAGCUAUUGUUUGUGCUCUUCGAAAUACCAGGGGUCUUCCAUGGCCCAAGGAUUACAAGAAGAAGAAAGAUGAAGACAUUCUUGAUUGGCUUCAGUCGGUAUUUGGUUUUCAGAAAGACAAUGUUUCAAAUCAAAGAGAGCAUUUGAUAUUAUUGUUGUUAGCUAAUGUUCACAUACGACACUUUCCAAAGCCUGACCAACAGCCUAAGUUGGAUGAACAUGCGCUAAAUGAUGUAAUGAAGAAGCUUUUCAAGAAGUACAAGAAAUGGUGCGAGCGCUUAGGUCGCAAAAGUAAUCUAUGGUUGCCAAUCAUACAACAGGAAGUGCAACAACGAAAAAUUUUAUACACGGGGCUGUAUCUUCUUGUAUGGGGUGAAGCUGCAAAUUUGAGAUUCAUGCCAGAAUGCUUAUGCUAUAUAUAUCAUCAUAUGGCUUUUGAAGUCUAUGGCAUGCUAGCUGGCAGUGUCAAUCCCAUGACUGGUGAAAACAUGAAGCCUGCCUAUGGAGGAGAAGAAGAGGAUGUUUUCUUGAGAAAAGUUGUUACACCAAUUUCUGAAGUGAUUGCACAAGAGGCUGCAAGGAGGGGACAAGGAAGAUCAAAGCAUUCCCAGUGUAGGAACUUAUAUCAUGAUAUAAACGAAUACUUUAGGUCUGUAGAUUGCUUCAGUAGGUUAGGUUGGCCCAUGCGUCCUGAUGCUAAUUUUUUUUGCUCACCCCUGAGUGAGCUUCGGUCUCGGAAGAAUGUUGGUUUUCUUAUAUCUUCAUUUUUUCGAACUUCUGUUUGUUUUGGAUCUAGGGAACCGUCUUCCAGAUCUAAGAUUUUUCAGAUCUUGAAACUGUGUAUGAUGAUGAUCAAAAUGAAAAUCAGAUGUCAAUGUUGGGAGUGCUGUUGUUCAUGAAGUGCUGUUGUUCCAGCCCUGGGAGGGCUUCUGCCGUUGCUGCCGUCCAUGGCAGCUUCCCUUCACUCUUUUGUUUUGUUUUCUUUUGUUUCGAGAAUUGACUGCUUUGAAAUGGAUGAAGUUUGUAUUAAAAUUGUGGAUGUAUUUGACAGUGGGUGUCAAAGUUUGUCUGUAUUUACUUGGUAAAUACAAGAACUUUUACUAU
Cuscuta campestris is the source of this 1871-nucleotide messenger RNA. The record is from the annotation of a GenBank genome assembly. Lineage: Eukaryota; Viridiplantae; Streptophyta; Magnoliopsida; Solanales; Convolvulaceae.